Molecule: messenger RNA, 279 nt
Organism: Paracoccidioides brasiliensis Pb18
Product: 60S ribosomal protein L29
Exons: 3
Coding region: 1-279 (92 amino acids)
Biological process (GO): cytoplasmic translation
Cellular component (GO): ribosome; cytosolic large ribosomal subunit
Molecular function (GO): structural constituent of ribosome
Source: RefSeq, a predicted model, not a curated record
AUGUCCCCUGUCUUGUUUAUGACUGGAAAGGCGGCCCGUGCCUGUCAGUUCCUGAGCCCGGUUUCGCUGAUAAUUUUCAACUCUCAAGAGUCAAAGAACAGCUCGCAGCACAACCGGAACGCAAAAGCCCACCGAAACGGGAUCAAAAAGCCAAAGACUCACAGAUACCCCUCCCUCAAGGGCACAGAUCCUAAGUUCCGAAGGAACCACAGACAUGCUCUUCACGGCACUAUGAAGGCGCUGAAGGAGGUUAAAGAGGGAAAGAGAGAAUCUGCAUAA